Messenger RNA from Aspergillus brunneoviolaceus CBS 621.78, 369 nucleotides. RefSeq lists its product as uncharacterized. The record is from RefSeq and is a predicted model, not a curated record. The transcript has 3 exons. NCBI's taxonomy places the organism in Eukaryota, Fungi, Ascomycota, Eurotiomycetes, Eurotiales, Aspergillaceae. The coding region runs from base 1 to 369 and encodes 122 amino acids.
AUGAUAUCCAUCAGCCUCGGAAUGCCCACCUCAAGCCCCAUCGCCCCGCGCGCCCCCGCAUCCAGCGGCCUCCUCUCCGAGCUCCCCACCAUCUUCCAAGGCGCGACCGAGCUCCUCAGCCCGGAGACAGUCGACAAGCUCGAGACGAUCGUCAGCGGCGGCGCGGUGCUGCUCGGGGGCGACACGCCGCAGAACCUGCAGCGGCUGCUGUCCGGGCCCAACAUUGACAAGCUGCAGCGCCUCCUCGACAAUGCGGACCGUCUGCUGACGCCGGGGUUCGUCAACGAGACGACGCAGCUGAUUGAUAUGGCGAAUCCGUUGAUUUCGGAUGUGGGGAAGAUUAUGAAUGCGUUGAUUGGGAGUUCGUGA